Pogonomyrmex barbatus (red harvester ant) is the source of this 1450-nucleotide messenger RNA. RefSeq lists its product as uncharacterized. Gene Ontology annotation, cellular component: nucleolus. The record is from RefSeq and is a predicted model, not a curated record. Lineage: Eukaryota; Metazoa; Arthropoda; Insecta; Hymenoptera; Formicidae. Gene Ontology annotation, biological process: rRNA processing; negative regulation of transcription by RNA polymerase II. Gene Ontology annotation, molecular function: DNA binding.
UUGUAAUUUAAAUUAUUUCCAAACAGUGCAGAUAGCGCAGACAGUAUUGAAAAAUUGCGAAAUGAAAGUCCAUAGGAAUGAUUUAAUUAUUUUAAUCAUUUGAAUUAUUGAAUUAUUUUCAUAAUUUUGUUACAGAAAUCCGUACGGUGAUAGCGAGUUCUUGGCUUUUUCUUUCUUUAUUUUCUCUUUCUAUCAUAAAAAUAGGACUUUAACAGUAACUAAUCGAUCAAUCGCAGUCAAGAAUUCUCAAAAUAUCGAGAGUUGGCGCCUUUUACCUUGUUGCUUUUCGUUUCGUUACUACUUGUGCUUUGAGAUUCCUCGUGUUCACUGAUACCGGCUUAUAGGUUAAGUCGCACGCAACGUUACUCGUCAUACUAUUAUUUCCAUAAACAUUGCAUAUAAUUAUAUAUAAAUAUAAAUAAUCGCAAAAUGGUUGUCUUUACGUGCAAUCAUUGUGGCGAUCCGUUGCAAAAGCCCAAGGUGGCUGUGCAUUAUCAAACAGUAUGCCGAAACAUACCCUUCUUAACCUGCGUGGACUGUCUGAAGGAUUUUCGAAAUGAGGAGUACAUCUCACAUACUAAGUGCAUAACUGAAGCUGAACGAUAUGGUGGGAAAGACUAUGUUCCAAAGUCUAGCGUAAACAAGGGCGAGCGCAAGCAGCAGGAAUGGAUUAAUGUUAUUAAUAAUCUGCUAAAUGGAACAAUAGUUUUGUCCAAUGCUGAACAGAACUUUCUCAAUAACUUAUCAAAAUAUGAAAAUAUACCAAGAAAGAAAUCUAAAUUUCUUAACUUUGUACGCAGCGCAAUGGGCAAUCGUAUGAAUAUAACGGUUGUCGAGAGCGUUUGGGAUAAAAUAGAAAAUGCGCACAAACAAAGUCAACAAUUCCCUUUGAAGAAAAAAGAGAUAUCAAAACAGGAGCAAGAUAAAGAUAAAGCAUGUAUUCAAAAUACAGAUUCUAAUAACUCAUUCGAUAAUCAGAAUGUUGCUGAGAAUCAAAAUAAUGAAAAUCUAUGCAAAGAAAGUAAUUCUACGAAUCAUCAAAAUGACAAAAUGAGUGAGAUUACUAAUGGUCAUAUACAUGAAAAGCGAAGUAAAUCUAAAAAACGACGAUUAGAAUCGAGCGUUCCAUUACCAGAGAAAGAUCAACCUGUUGCAAAGAUUAUAAAACAAUCUAAUUCAGAAACGAGUAAUAAUGGAAGUGACGUUUCCACAUUCUGUUGGAAGAAAACUAUUUUAGAAAUUUUACAAACUAAGGGUGAAAUGUCUUUAAGAAAACUACAAAAUAGAGUUAUGAGAAAAUGUAUAUAUUAUGUUUUUAGCUUGAACAACAAUACUUUUAAAUUAACUGAAUAUGAAAAAGCUAUUGUAAAAUUUAACAAAACAAUAGAAAAACUAAAAAUAUCAUCUGCGAUAUGUAUCUCGGGAAACAAAGUAAAAUUACUUUAAUCAC